This is a messenger RNA of Manis pentadactyla (Chinese pangolin), 6440 nucleotides long. RefSeq names its product leucine-rich repeat-containing protein 37A2-like. The record is from RefSeq and is a predicted model, not a curated record. Bases 12 to 3404 code for a protein of 1130 amino acids. Lineage: Eukaryota; Metazoa; Chordata; Mammalia; Pholidota; Manidae. Gene Ontology annotation, molecular function: protein binding. The transcript is spliced from 15 exons.
GAGCUGUCAUAAUGGUUCUGCUCUGCUUAAGGGAGCUGCUCUGGUCCUCUGGCUCAUUGUGCCCUGGAGCCUUUGCUGCCAUGUCCUGGCUGCGUUUCUGGGCCCUGUGGCUUCUUGUGUUGCUACCAUUGUGGCUGCUGGUCCAAGCAGCUCAGCCUCCGGGUUGGGCCCUGGACCCUGUGCAGCUGACCCCCAGACCCCCAGGGCCAACCGAGUCCUGGUCUUCGGAUCCCUCCAAUCUCCCUCUUGAAUUUCCCCAUCCACGUCAACAACUGAUGCAUCCUGUGGUUCCUUUCUGGUACACAGGUUCAGCUGGAGAGCUGCCCCCAGGACAAGAACUUUGGGACAAGCCUGGCCAGCAUGAAAGUUCACCAGAGGUGGUUCCGGUGGUGGAUUCCCAGGAUCAGCCUCUAGAGCCCCCGGAGAUGGAUGAGAACUACAAAGACCUGCAGGCGGCCCUGGCUGUGCCUUCCUUCACUCCUGAAGAGGCUGAGCCCCCAGUCCAGGAGGAAGCCCUAGCUCCAUCUUCAGCGCACCCUCAGGGGACACUUCCACAUCCCGGGCAGGUUCACAGUCAGCGUCCAAACCUGACUCAGGUCGCAGCUGCACCUGGGGACCUGGACGUUUCCGUACCUCGGCAGCCAGAGCCGUCUGAGACAGGUUUUCCAUCACUGACUCAGAAUUCAGUGGUGAACACCACCACAAACAACAUAUGUGAGCUCUGUAGCUGCACAGACGAGACGCUGGCGUGCGUUGGUCUCAGCCCAGAGCAGAAGCUCCAGAGUGUGCCCGUGCCAGAGCCCAACGCUCACAAUGGCACCUUCACGAUCUUAAAUUUCCAAGGAAACUCUAUUUCUUACGUUGAAGAAAAUACAUGGAAGUCAUACACUUGGGUUGAGAAACUAAUUCUCGGUGACAAUCAGUUGAGUGAAUUACAUAAGGACUCAUUUGAAGGCCUGCUAUCCCUCCAGUAUUUAGAUUUAUCCUGCAAUAAAAUACAGGCUAUUGAAAGACGUACAUUCGAAUCACUACCUUUUCUGCAGUUUAUAAAUCUUGGUUGCAAUCUCAUUACAGAACUGAGCUUUGGAACAUUUCAGGCCUGGCAUGGAAUGCAGUUCUUACACACAUUAAACCUCAGUCAUAAUCCUCUGACAACGGUUGAAGAUUCUUAUUUUUUCAAAUUGAGAGCAUUAAAAUAUUUAGACAUGGGAAAAACCCAAGUGACACUUAAAACAGUUGAGAGCAUCGUCAUGAUGAGCCCCAAGUUAGAAAAACUGAUUUUACCUAGCCGUAUGGCCUGCUGCCUCUGCCAAUUUAAAAGUAAUAUUGAGGUUUUCUAUAAUACAGUCAAGCUGCAUUGUGACAGUGAAUGUCUGACAAACAUCGCAUAUUGUGAUGACGGAACAUCUAUAGGGGACCCAGAAGGGUCGUUCAUGAAGGCAUUACAAUCCCGGAAGAAGAGUAGCAGCCCUGAGCUGACUAUCGAGCCAGAGAAGGCCGCCGCAGACAAAAAUGCCAUCAGUUUGUCAGCCUUCAAAAGUGAGCAAGAAGACUUUAGCAAGGAAAGUGCACUUAGCUACAUAUCAUCUUAUUUCUCUGGACAGAUGGAAGGUGCAGAAUCAGCAUUAUUACAAUUCAUUAAAACUUACAAACUUCUUUCAAACUUACAAGGAGGAGAUGAGCCUGUGGGGCAUUUGCGAAACAACGCAGAGAACACUUCUCUUCCACCUGGAUCCAGCAUUUCAGCUGACAAAAAUAAACAGAAAAUAAUCUCUGUUCUGGAAGAUAUCAUAGAUGCCAUGCCUCUAUGUUCCAAACUUCUGAGUCCCAGAUUUAACCCCCAAAUCUCCACCAAAACAUUGGAAACUGCCCUAUUACAAGAAAACAGCCCACCAGAGAUUCAGAGAGUAGGGAGGAGGCCGGGGCCUUUGAAGGUGGUCAUCAAGGGCCCAAAGGGCAUUCGGGAGAGGCGACGCAGACAAAUGAGGAAGGCAGGCAUCAACGGGAAGCAGAGGGCCCAGCUCCUUGCGGAGAGCACGGCCGAGAAAAAAGGGCUCACGACGGCAUCCCCAAGGGCGCCGGAGCAGCCUCACGUGGAGCAGCCCCCCAGGGAAACCGCAGGAAGCUCCUUCAACCCAGAGUCUUCAUUCCGAGGGGAACAGGAGGCAGCCGUCCCUUCUGUCCAGUACUUGAUGGGCAGGCCUCCUGCUUCCAAUACUCCAAAAUCUCUACCUGAGAUUAAACCAAAAUCGAAAGACCUAGCUGACAGUAUUUUUGUUUUAGAAGCUGCAAGUGCUGGAAUGAGAAAUAUGAAGGCUUCUGAACCAACCUCACACUUAAGAGAAAAGUACCUCUUUCCUGAAUCUUUGCGGCAGGCGGGCCACAAAAUCCUCAAGGCCAAAAUGAGUAGACAGUUCAGCAGUAAAGGCUCACAGAAUAGCCCGAUGGUUGUGAACAAGCCUCCACUCACUGCAAUGAGCCUUAUAAACUCCCCUUCACAAGAGGCUUUUUCAUCGUCAGAACUGACUUUUCAGAAAAAUCAUUUUCCAGAUUUAUUUUCUCUUUUGGAUCCAACUCUCAAACUGACCGCGGAAGCACAACAGGAACACGACAAUGUGGGCGCUGACUUACCCUCCACAUCCACAGCCUUCCCUUUCCCAGGGAGCUCAUCUCCAGGUGACCACCCCGAAGCUCAGCUAAACGAGCAGCUGCGGUCCCUCAUCACCGACAGUGAUGUGAGAAGGCUCAUUUCUCGUGUUUGCUGGACUUUGAAAAUGGGCUGCUCGGAGACCCACCUGAAACCAGCCUGUGCCAAGCUCAUCUUCCAAACCGGCCUCCUGAUGAAGCUUCUCAGCGAGCAGCAAGAAGCAAAGGAGCCCAGGGCAGACUGGGAUACAGACCAGAGGGAAACAGAAAACUACAUCCACGGGAGUCCAGAAGCCCAGAGUGAACAGGAAGAGCAGGAGAUCCAUGAGGUCCCGAAAGUUCUGGUGCAUGGGUAUCGAAUCGAAGUCAUCUUGGCAUUGUCAGUGACAGGAGCAGUGCUGGUGUUGAUUAUAGCUUUCUGUCUCACUAAGAUGUGCUCCCGUAGAAGAGCAGCGCUGGAUGAAGAAGAACGCUCAGGGGGCUUCUUUCCACUUCCGGAUAAACCCUCAGAAGAGCGUAAGAAUCAGAAGGCCUUUUCCUGGAGAAGGCGGCUUUGGCUCAGGAAUAUGUACAGAACCGUCAGUCCCUCACGUGAGAAAAACCUGACGCAGAAGCUACUUGAGAGGGAUGGAAGGGAGCUCAGGGAAGUCGUAAUAGAGAGGAAUGUGACUUCAGGGUCGGGUGACAAAGGGAAGGGAGCGAAGCGCAAGAUACCGGCACAGAGGAAGCCCCAGCUUGCCCCGGGCCACCUACAAUAAAAUGUGUAAUUCUCUCUCCUUGAAAUGUGUAAGCUCAUAACCAAUCCUGGCCGUCUGAUAAGGAAUUAAAGUAUAAAUUCUUAAAUACUUACGUGCAAAUAACAGGUGCCAUAGGCAUGAACAGUAGGGCUGCGGCCAGAAUCCCUCACUGCAGCCACUCCUUCUGCAGAGGUAAUGCGGGCAAAGAAGGACAAAUGACGUGUCCCUCCCUCAUUUCACCAAUAUCAUCAGUUCCUGGAAACUGGGAAACAUAUCAUCCUCGAGGAGUGUAGAUUAUUAAGUCAAGGAAGUUUCUUCUGGGGCUCUCUCUCCCCUGGUUCAUCAAGUACCAGUUCUUUACAACCUCCUGACCUCUGGCCCACAGAGUAUCGCCCACUUCUGGCCCCUCUCACAGGGUCCUUUGGAGGCCAACAUGCAGCCUGUACAUCUGCCGCCACAGAGGAGGAAAGAAUGGCUUCCACCUCCUUUGUACCCUUCGGAUUUCACACAAGUAAAUUUUAUUGGUGGAACCCUGCUGUCAAGGGAAUCUGUGAAAUGUUCCUGGGCUUCCAGCACCUGCAGAGAAGGCGGUAGAGAUUGGUGUCAAGAGCCAACCAGUGCCACUCAGCAUCCUCCAUAUUACAGACAUGGUGAGAAGCCCCGCCUGUACUCGCAGGGAUCAUAGCAUCCUUUUUUUUUGUAGGCUUAAUGGGUGUUCCAGUCUUGGUAAAAGUCAGAAACCUGAAAGGUGUCAUUCUAGCUGGAAAAGAGAUGAGGUGCUGGAUGCUGGUGACAUGCACUUAUCCCCGAGAUGACUGGAGAAACACUUUAAGUUUGUGAAAAAUAAACUUUUUUCAGGAGUUAUCCUGAAAGAUAAUAACUAAAAUAAGUAAAAGGCUAAUAAAAGACACCUUCCCUUGUCAAAAACAAACAAAUCAGAGACUAUUUUAUGCUGUGAUGACAAAUUUCAAUCAGUGUUAUACUAUUGCAAUGGUAUGGGGGAAAGAGUCCAUCAUGAACUGAACUCAAGUGGGAUUUGCACAGAGGUGGUAUUUUAAAAGGGACUGAGAGCACAGGGCAAGGUUGAACUGAGAAGAGGGCACAGAGCAGCCAGGCUAGACUCUGUUCAAGGAGCGUGUGUCACCUUCCAAACCCACAGACCCACUACAGCCUAACACAUCUUUUUCUGUACCUCAAAGGUUCCUACUGCCCACAGAUAAUUCACUUCAGAGGUAUAUACUUUUUGAAAAAUGAUUUUCUGGGUUCCUGGGAAGAGAAGAGCCCUGUGGCACGGUUUACAAGGUGUAUGAGUGUGUAUACAAGCAUUUACGGGGUGUGUACCUCCUCACUCCUCCUGAUGCGACUGUUUCUUCCGGCCCCUCAGUGGUACCUCCUGGCCAGAGAAGGCCGGUGGUACAUACACACAUGGCUGAAAACAUACUUCUGGCCCUUCUUGUAUGUAUACUGGCUAGUGGCUGCUCCUCCCUCUCCUGAGCCUUCUGAGAAUCCAAGUUCUGCUUCUGAAGUGAGCCUAUUUGCUCUCUCACCCCUGCUUAUGAACCCAGUGAAGUACGUCACAGACAAAUGCAGGUUCGGGUGGCAAUAAAGCUGUCUGGAGCCUGAUGGCUUAGUCUUGGUCCAUAAGACACAUCAAACUCCUCUUAAUGUGGGCCUAUAGAAAUGAAGGUUUCAAGACUCAUGUUUUUCCCUGAUUAUCUUCUGGCUGAGCUCUGCUCCUACAUACACCAUCAUAAUUGGGAACAAUAUUUCCAGACAUGCUAGUCAAGAAUUAGAUUACCAAUCCCUAUGUUUAUGGGCAACUGAUUUUCAAUAUGGGCACCAAGACAUUUCAAUGGGGAAAAAUUAGUCUUUUCAACAAAUGGUGCCGGAAUAAGUGAACAGUCCCACGCAAAACAAUGAAGUUGAACCCCAACCUCACACCAUAUAAAAAAAGUUAACUCAAAAUGUGUCAAAGACCUACAGGAAAGAGUUAAAGCUAAAACUCUUGGGAACAGGUGCAAAUCCUCAUGUCUUUGGCUCAGACAAUGGUUUCUUAGAUAUGACAUCUAAUGCCUAAGCAACCAAUAAAAAAUAGACAAGGUGGACUUCAUUAAAAUAAAAUCUUUUAUGGUUCAAAGGGUUACUAUCAAGAAAGUGAACAGACAAAUCCAUUUCCUAUUCUAAUAGGAAAAAUAUUUGCAGACCGUAGCAUAUACCUGAUAAGGGUCUAGUAUCCAGGAUACAUAGAGCUCUUACAACUCAGUAACUAAAAAAGGCAAAUAACCCAGUCUAAAAAUGGGCAAAGGAUUUGGAGACAUUUCUCCAAAGAUAUACAAAUGGCCAAUUAGUACAUGAAAAGAUGCUCAAUGUCAUUAGAUAGUAGUGAAAUAGAAAACCAUAGGGAGAUACUACUUUACACUGAGUAGGAUGACUGUAAUUAAAAAAAAAAAGACUAGCAAGUGUUGACAAAUAUGUGGAGAAACUGGAAUGCUUAUACAUGGCUGGUGGAAAUGUAAAAUGGUGCAGCCCCUGUGGAAAACAGUUUGGUAGUUCCUCAAAAAGUUAAACACAGUUACCAUGUGACUCGUGUAUGUAUGUGUGUACCCAAGAGAAUUGAAAACAUGUCCACACAAAAGCCUGUACCUGAAUGUUCAUAGCCACAUUAUUCAUAAUAGCCAAAGAACGAGAGAAAAACAAAUGCCUGUUAACAGAUGAAUAGAUAAAUUGUGGUAUUAUCUAUGCAAUGGAACAUUAUUGGCCAUGACAUAUGCCAUCACAUGGAUGAACCUUGAAAACACACUAAAUGAAAGAAGUUGGUCACAAAAGGUCACGUAUUGCAUGAUUCCAUUUAUACUAAAUGUCCGGAAUAAGAAAAUCCAUAGCUAAUGGAUAAGGGACUUCCUUACAGGGUGAUGAAAGUGUGCUUGAAUCAUGUAGUAGUGAUGUUGCACAACCUUGUAAAUAUACUAAAAACCACUGAAAUGUAUACUUUAAAAUGGUGACUUUUAUGGCAUUUGAAGCAUAUCUCAAUAAACAAAGAUGACCUAUCAGAGAAAA